GGCAGGAAGGGGUUUUAUUUCCACUACUGGGCCUUGUUUGAUGGCCAUGCGGGCAGUGGUGCUGCUGUCAUGGCAUCCAAGAGGCUCCAUCUGCACAUCUGUGAGCAGCUGCGGGACCUCGUGGACAUCCUGCAGGACCCCUCCCCACCUCCCAUCUGCCUCCCGCACAACACGAGGGCUGUGUCUGCGGAGCCAAGCCAGGUGUCCGUCACAGAGGACAAUGGAGAGGUCCCCAACAAUGCUGUGCCACGGUUUCACCUGGAGAAAGCGGUCUCCCACGAGAGCCUGGUGAUCGGCGCCAUCGAGAACGCCUUUAAGCACAUGAUCGAGCGGGAGCGGGCGUCCCAGCACCUGUCCGGGGGCUGCUGCGCCCUGGCUGCCGUCUACCUCAUGGGCAAGUUCUACGUGGCCAACGCUGGCGACAGCAGGGCCAUUAUCAUCCGUAACGGGGAAAUCAUUCCAAUGUCCAGGGAGUUUACUCCAGAGACAGAGAGGCAGAGGCUGCAGUUUUUAGCGUUCCUGAGGCCCGAGCUGCUGGGGAAGGAGUUCACACACCUUGAGUUCCCCCGCAGGAUCCAGCCCAAGGAGCUGGGGAAGAAGAUGCUGUACAGAGACCAAAACAUGAACGGCUGGGCUUACAAAAAGAUAGAAGAGGACGACCUGAAAUUUCCACUUAUCUACGGGGAAGGCAAAAAGGCUCGGGUGAUGGCCACGAUUGGGGUCACGCGGGGCCUGGGAGACCACGACCUCAAGGUGUUCAGCUCCAACAUCCACAUCAAGCCUUUCCUGUCCUGCUUCCCGGAGGUCAGGGUUUACGACCUCACGCAGUACGAGCACUGCCCCGAUGAUGUUCUUGUCUUGGGCACCGACGGGCUCUGGGAUGUCACCAAUGACAAGGAGGUGGCUGGCGUGGUGAUGGAGGUGCUGACGAGCUACGAGCCCAACGACCCGUGCAGGUACACCAUGGUGGCCCAGGAGCUGGUGAUGCGGUCCAGGGGGGUGCUGAAGGAGCGGGGCUGGCGGCUGGCCAACGACAAGCUGGGCUCCGGCGAUGACAUCUCUGUCUUCGUGAUCCCUCUGGGUGGCCCGGGCAACUACACAUGA
Molecule: messenger RNA, 1104 nt
Organism: Leptosomus discolor (cuckoo roller)
Lineage: Eukaryota; Metazoa; Chordata; Aves; Leptosomiformes; Leptosomidae
Source: RefSeq, a predicted model, not a curated record